GCCUCGUUUCGGGGCGUCUCUUGAAGUCCCUUCAGCUUCUCAUAUCUCUACUUUACACACUCGCAGCCCACCGACUGCGGUGGCCAAAACUCGGGAUGUUCCCCGAGCUUAAUAACUUACUGAAUGUCAGCCCUGACAAGCCAGAGCAGGGGAAAUUCACUCUACUCUGUGAUGUCAAGACAGAUGGAGGCUUCCUGGUACACCACUUUCUUUCUUUUUACCUGAAAGCUAAUUGCAAAGUUUGCUUUGUGGCUCUUCUGCAGUCCUUCAGUCACUAUAACAUUGUAGGCCAAAAACUGGGAGUCAAUCUAAUUGCUGCCCGAGAUCGUGGGCAGCUGCUAUUCCUUGAAGGCCUGAAGUCCACUGUUGAAGUCCUUUUUGGGUCAGAAGAACAGCCAAACACUCUCAAGUUUAUCAGGGAGUCCAGCUCAGACCUGAAGUCCUUAUAUGAGUUUGUUCAGAAAUCUCUGAGUCCCUCAAGUGAUGGCAGUGCUGCUUCAUGGAAGUUCCCAGUGCUUUUGGUGGAUGACCUGAGUGUCCUGCUCAGUUUGGGUGUUCAAGCAGUGGCUGUUCUGGACUUCAUCCAGUACUGUCGAGCCACUGUCUGCUGCCAGCUAAAGGGAAAUGUGGUGGCUUUAGUGCAUGACAGUGACCAGACAGAGGAUGAGGAGAAUGCAAUGCUCGUGAAUGCUCUUGGUCACCAAAGCAGCUUGAUCCUCCGGGCUGAGGGAUUGGUCACUGGAUUCUGCAAGGAUGUUCAUGGGCAGUUGAAAAUCCUUCGGAGGGGACUGCUUCAACCUAAGAGUGAGCAUACUCGGAGCCUCAUUUAUCAAUACAAAAUACAAGACAAAAGUGUGACCUUCUUUGCCAGAGGACUGUCUCCUGCUGUGCUGUGACUUGAUCUUUGGACUGUGGAGAGUGACAUGCUGACUUUUCUCAGAGUCGGGAGAAAAGACCAUUCUAUAAAUUGACCUUUCCCAGCUUUGUCUUAGGCUGAUCAGACAAGCAUGGCUACUUUAGAUGUUACUCCUGUGGUCUGCGUGAGAAAAAAUAACUCCACCCCCUCCACCCCCCCAUGACACCCACAACAGUGUAGCAUCCCUUAUGUCCCCUGGCAUUAGCCUGAACAAUGUGCCACGUUUUGACAGAGGGAGGAAGGAAUGAACUGAACUUAAAAGGGGAACGUAGGAAGGAAAGCUCUCUGGAUUUCUGUGUUUUGGAACUGAAAAGGGGCCCAUUCUGCUGCAAGCUAAAUGGAGAUGCUAGAUCAGGAUAGUCUUUCUUAAAGAAUGAUCUCUUUCCUUUCUCCUCAUUCACCCUUUCUUUUCUGUUAAUCAACCAUUAAAAAUCUAUGGCUAGACUUCCCAUUUUUGAUCUUAACAGGUCAAACCUCAGGGCAGCUUAUGACAGGACUGCUGAACAUGUUUCCUGCUUCUCUAGUUCACCAAUGUUCUCAGAUCAUGUAUGAAACCCCCAAGAAAUGUGUGUUCCAUCUCUACUAACUGUGGGAAACUGAGCCUAGAUUCUAGUCAGGUCUUGGAUAGAAAUAUACUACAUAAUGGGCUGACCUCAUUGAUGUAUGUGUGUUAUUUCUUUAAUAAAACUUUACUUUGUGUGG
This is a messenger RNA of Gracilinanus agilis (Agile Gracile Mouse Opossum), 1618 nucleotides long. It is a transcript of the gene ELP6, whose product is annotated as elongator acetyltransferase complex subunit 6. Gene Ontology annotation, biological process: tRNA wobble uridine modification. The transcript has 7 exons. Bases 96 to 896 code for a protein of 266 amino acids. Gene Ontology annotation, cellular component: elongator holoenzyme complex. The record is from RefSeq and is a predicted model, not a curated record. Lineage: Eukaryota; Metazoa; Chordata; Mammalia; Didelphimorphia; Didelphidae.